AUGGAUGAUAAUAAUCCAGAAAUUUCGUUAUUAAUUGACGAUCAAGUGUUUAAAGCAAAGAGGAAUGAUUUGAUGGAACAUAGUGAUUUUUUCCGAGCUAUGUUUACUGGAGACUAUGUAGAAAGGGAGCGGAAACAAAUAUUUAUUGAGGUGGUGGACGCUGCUUCUAUGAGUAUUAUAUUGAGAUACAUAAACAUAGGAUUAAUAGAUUUAUCAGAAUUUGAUUUGCCAACCAUAGGAGAUCUGGCAGUCGCUGCAAGUUUCCUACAAAUUACAGAACUGACGAAACAAAUAGAAUAUUGUUUGGAACAGCAACUAACAUUAGCUAACUGGUUGGAAGUUAAAGAAGUAGCAUUAAAUGCGGCUUUAGUCAAAUUGGAGCAAAGCACCGUUGUAUUUGGACUUUUUUCGUUCAGUAAAAUGAAGACUGAGAAUAUUCAAUCGUUAGAUAAAUUAUAUUGGUACCUAGCACAUCCGUACUUGAACUUAGAGUCUGAACUAGACGCAUUCAAGUUUGGUUUAAAGUGGCUACGGGAACAUGAAAUGGGUGCAGACACACUGUUAGUGGUUCUGUGUUGCUUAGACCUUAAAAGACUUUCAAUUGAAGAAUUAAUAGAAAUGAGAGAAUUAAUAACAGACUUUGCUAAUAGUUUAGGGGAAAGAGUAGUAGAAUGUCUGUAUAAAUUAUUAUUGGAACAUGAUUUGUCACUCGAUACUAUAAGGCAGAAUAAAGAAGAACUAUGUCUCUUUUUUACUGAAAAAGUUUACACAGAAGUGUUCAAUUUAGUAAAAGAAAGUGUUCAACGUAAACUAAAGUAUACACCGACUGUGCCAAUGUGGUCGAACAAGGACAAAAAACCAGAAGCGUCACAGAAUUAUUUAUUUACGUACACGGAAGAUGCUGGUUUCCAAAGGUGGAUGGAAGUCGCUGAACGGAAUCUUUGGGGUUGGAAUAUAACUGCUUGGAGUCCCACUCAGAUUGUGGUGGUAUGCGGUGAAUAUGGACGCGGUUCUGGAAUUUUUAUGAGAGAUGUGAAAGUUUAUGAUGUUUACAAAAAGGAGUGGACUCAACAUGGAGUGGAAUUGCCUGUGAGGAGACAUGCUGGUGUUGUAGUGGUAGAUGAUUCACUAUAUCUACUGGGGGGUGUUGGUGGAUUCCGGGUAGUGCUAGACUCGGCAGUAGUGUAUAACUUAAAGGAGAGGACAUUUAGGUCAAUAGCGAAGUUACCGGACGCAGUGCAGUCGCCCGCCGUCUGCGCCCACGACGACGAGGUGUACGUUAUAGGACAUAGAAACAUUUAUAAAUACGAAGAAAUUUGCCAAAAAGACCGUUGGACAAAAGUCCUUACAAUGGACAUCACGCCGACUUACCUGGUGUCUUUUAAAGGGUAUAUCUAUGUCGCUCAAUGCUACUUCCCAAGUCUGUACAGGUUCAUACCUGGGGACGAACGCGGCUUGCAGCAGAUCGCCAGCUUCUGUCAUCCUCCUCGGGCUAUUUGUAAUUUAGGUUAUCGCCUGAUCGCCGUAACAUGUUCUGGAGACACAUCAACAGAUAUACUAUCUGUAGAAGAAUUACGCAUAGUGGGUGACGGCCACUAUUACCAGAAUACCGAUGUUCUUUGGUCCGAAACUGGGUCAGAGUUUGGCGUCAACCCUUCGGGGGCAUGUGCGGUAGUCAUGACAAUGCCUGAAAUCAAUCCUAAUGUGUCCGCGUAUCAUCAGCGGUAUAUUGUAAUGUAUGGAUAG
This is a messenger RNA of Spodoptera littoralis (African cotton leafworm), 1746 nucleotides long. The record is from the annotation of a GenBank genome assembly. Lineage: Eukaryota; Metazoa; Arthropoda; Insecta; Lepidoptera; Noctuidae.